AUGGCAAGUUGUGAGGAUGCUCAGCACCGAAAACCUCGUCUGAAUCGUAAGACCUUGUUCGUGCUAGGCGCCAUGAAUUUGAUUGAUUGCAUCAACGUGAACCUUUUGACGCCAUAUGUGGACAAGAUGGUUUCGACUUAUCUGAACCAGAGUCCCCAGAGCCCAGCAGUGGCACAUACUGUUGGGAUGCUUAUUGGGCUCUACUCCCUCUGCGAGGUCAUCUUCUCCCCAUUGUGGGGCACCUUUGCAGAUAAGGUCGGCCGCAAGCCGGCAUUGUUGAUUGGCCUCGGUGGAUCCUGCAUUGCCCCAGUGAUGUUUGGUUUGGGGACUUCACUGCCAACCAUCUUUGCAGCCAGGGCGUUGGAUGGCUUCUUCUGUGGAAACAUGGGAGUCACUCGAACCUACCUUGGUGAGAUCGUUGACGAGAGCAAUGAGGCGAAGGGUUUCAGCUUCUUGGCACUGUGCUUCUCGGUGGGGCUUUUUGUGGGGCCCAUCCUGGGAGGUGAGCUGGUGUUCCCAGCAGAGCGUGCCCCGCACAUUUUUGGUGGGACAAUCUUCGAGACGUAUCCCUUCCUGUUGCCCAACCUGACUUAUGCCAUUUUCGCGGCCAUCGCGUGGGUCAUUGGCUGCAUCUUUUUGGAGGAGACGCUUCCCGCCAGCCAGCGCUGCAGCUGUUUGCGGCGCCGGGCACCGUCGGCCGAAACGGUGGAGCUGCCGCCGGCGGUGGGUUUGGUGCGCAGCACCAGUGGCACCGAUCCCUCAGGUGCUCCUACACGCUUCGUGCCGGACGAAGGGGAAUCUUCAGUCACUGCGCCCAAAGGAAAGCGCUACCCCAUGGAACUGAUCCAGACCAUCGUGUCGUACUGCGGGCUUUCAGGGACAACGGCUGCGCAGAAUCAGUUGUUGAUUCUCCUCGUGUCUUAUGAAAAAUCAGCAGGAGGCUUUGAGUUUGGCCCCCGUGAUAUUGGCUUUCUGCAGAACAUAGGUGCUGUGGGCCUUUUGAGUUCGCAGCUUUUCCUGUACCCGAAGCUGACCAAGAAGUUUGGUUUUCUGAAUGUCUUUCUCUUGGGUUUUUGCAUGGCUCAUCUCUCCUAUGGACUCUUUCCCGUCUAUGGUCUCUUCUACGAUAAGGACAAGUACGGCAUGUGGAGGUUCGUGCCAUUGGGCUGCAUGCAGUUUAUGUAUACGGCUUCCACGGGAAUGAUGUUCCCCACAGCCUUUGCCUUCAUCAACCGUGCUGCUGAGGGCUUGAACCGAGGAGCAGUGAACGGCUGGGCCAAUUCUUCGGGUGCCUUGUGCCGCGCCGCCUUUCCGCCGGCGUCAGCUGUGCUAUUGAGCAUCAGUACCAGUUGGGGACCUCUGGGUCGAUACCUUCCCCUGUACAUCGUGACAGUGAUUGCAGCCAUUUGCCUUGCUUGCUCCCUCCCAGGGCUGCGCGUGAUCAAUGCUCGCAGCGCGAUCAAUGCACGCGCGCGCAGCCCGGCGGCUGUGGCGCCGGCGCCGCCGGUGGCGCUGGUGCCAACGUCACUGGAGGAGGACUGUCGGAACGCGAGGAGAGAACCCCUCAUGGAAGCAUGAGGCAGUUUUUCCGGGCUCAAUGCGGCCUGAGGGCAUGAUGGGUGAAAAACAAAGGCGACUCAGUUUCAAGCAGCAAAAGGCCUGCAAUUGAUGAAGUCGAUGGGAACUCUAAGUGAUGUGGCGUGUCACACAGUGAGGGGCACACAAUUGGGUU
Cladocopium goreaui is the source of this 1732-nucleotide messenger RNA. NCBI's taxonomy places the organism in Eukaryota, Dinophyceae, Suessiales, Symbiodiniaceae. The record is from the annotation of a GenBank genome assembly.